This is a messenger RNA of Coprinopsis cinerea okayama7#130, 1500 nucleotides long. RefSeq lists its product as hypothetical. The transcript is spliced from 4 exons. Bases 63 to 1040 code for a protein of 325 amino acids. Lineage: Eukaryota; Fungi; Basidiomycota; Agaricomycetes; Agaricales; Psathyrellaceae. The record is from RefSeq and is a predicted model, not a curated record.
UGCAUUACCUUGAACAUCGAGCUUCAAGUCGUCGUUGACGCCGACUUUCACCACGGACCAAUAUGAUCUCAAUUUCGCGUACCCGCCUCGACGGCGACUUCGUUCUCGAUAUCAAACCUCAUGGAGCCCAGCGGGCAACGGCGCAGUCAGCGCUCACACUUUCAAUACCCACUUUCGACCACGAGUCUAUGUCUAUCUCACCUCGGCCAGUCUCCAACGGCGCGUCAAUAUCGGAUGGUGAAAUCCAACCGUGGUCUGCUCUAUUUCAGUCUACAAUCUGGACCCCUUGCAAGGAAGCCUUCCCUACCGACGCUGUUUCCUCCCUUCAUUCUCCCAUUGAUUUUGACGACUCCGAGCCCGCGUCAAUGACCCUGGAGUCUGACUCUCGUUCUGCACCUUCGUGGCUGCCAGCAAUCCUGGACCCAACCACGCUCUCCUGCAACUUUGAUUACGCGUGCUUGGAGGGUAUGGACGACGAGCUCCUUCACACUCCUCACCUGGCGUUUGCUACUUCUUGCUGGGAAGCCGUGGCUCCACUGUCCACUAGAACGUCUGGCGCUGGUACCACUCACACCAAUAAAGGGCGAACCUGGGAGUUGGACGCUUCUCCCUACCGAAAUUCAUCAUUAUCGGUGGAGACUUCGACUUCUGACUCCCCUAUCCCUGUCUUCCUAACACCGAGUUUGUGGUCCGACGGUGAAGAAGACUCGGACUCGGACGAAAGCAGCUAUGAUGACUGCUGGACGAUCACGGACGGUGUCCACACCGUUGGAGCGUUCAGUCCCAUGGGCAAAGAAAAGGACAUUUACUACGACGACUUUGACGCCGUGAAGCCGAUUUCACUUGUGGUAGAGUCUCGCUCUCCACGGUCAUUACAUUCCCAUUCAAACUUCAGUGACGAGAAGUCGCGAUCUGUGGGACAAUUCCCGACACCCGUCAUUCGACGGAAAACGAGCAUGUCAGGGCGCCUGGCUGCGUUCUGUGCGAACAUUCCAACCAAAUUGACUCUCGUUAGGCCUGGCGCCCAAGUUUCUGCUUGAUGGACACCCUUCAUACGCAUUGACACUGGGCGGUGUAUCUAAAGAUAAGCUCCAUGCCACUACCACUAUCCCAUCUUUAAUCCCCGUCCACCUCUUCACCUUCACCCCCUUCUCGAAGCCUCUCUUCGCACUCGUAAUUCGUAACUCACCGUGUGAGCCUCGUGUUAUCACGACAGCGGAUACCUACCUUUUAGGCGUCCUUCGUUCUCAUUCCCAUCUCCAUACUUUCCCAUGAGCUGGAGUCAUAAAUGCAUUCUCCCGCCCAUCCUUUUGUGUAGCACAUCGUUCUUGGAACUCUUCCUCCCCUUCCAAUUCCAUUCUGUGUCCGCUCCGCUUGCUUCUCAAAAAAGACAGUGUCGUUUUUCGUUUUCAUUCUCGUCACAACUGUAUCCAAGCACAUACCGUUUCCACCUGGCCCAGCCUGCACUGUAUACUAUCUAGUUAGCUUACUCACCCUCCU